AAAAAGAAAAUCAAAAGGGUAGACAAAUCUGAAAAUUCAUUGCAGAGAGAGAGAGAGAGAAAGCAAAGACUACCGUGAGGAGUAGGGGUAGGUGCUUAAAACGUUAAAUCCUCAUUAAAGCACACAAUGAAUUUAAGUUUGAUACUAUCUUUUUCUUCUUUAAACUGAAAGAUUUUUUGGAGGAAAGGGAUGCCAAGCAACACCAGUUUAGUGGCGACCCACUUCUGAAAAGGGUCAAAGAAACAAAGAGUGAUCGUUUUCUUGUUGGAGAAGCGAAAAAGUUUCAGUUUUGUUGCAUACCCAAAUAUUUUCUUGAGGGAAAUUGGGUUGAAGUGAUCUGAAGUAGAAAUGGGGUUGAUUUCUGGGAUUCUGUUGGGGAUGAUCUGCGGGAUUGGUUUAAUGGCAGUUUGGAAACAUAUGACGAGGCACAGGGGCAACAAGAGAAUUGCUAAGGCAGUAGAUGUGAAAGUAAUGGGCGGCCUCAGCAGGGAUGAUCUAAAGAAAGUUUGUGGCGAUAACUUUCCUGAAUGGAUAUCAUUCCCGGUUUUUGAACAGGUCAAAUGGUUGAACAAACAAUUGAGCAAAUUGUGGCCAUUCAUUGCCGAAGCAGGAGAGGCUAUUAUAAAAGAAUCUGUUGAACCUCUUUUAGAAGAUUAUCGACCUUCUGGAAUUACUUCAUUGAAGUUUAGCAAAUUAUCAUUGGGAACUGUGGCACCUAAAAUAGAAGGUAUUCGUGUUCAGAGCCUUAAAAAAGGUCAAAUCACUAUGGAUAUUGACCUCCGAUGGGGUGGUGAUCCCAAUAUUGUCUUAGGUGUUGAAGCUGCAAUGGUUGCUUCUAUACCCAUUCAGUUGAAAAAUCUUCAAGUUUUCACUGUUAUUCGUGUUAUCUUCCAACUAACUGAGGAAAUCCCUUGCAUCUCGGCUGUUGUUGUAGCAUUACUUUCUGAGCCCAAACCUAGAAUUGACUAUGUCUUGAAGGCGGUCGGUGGAAGUUUAACAGCUCUUCCUGGACUUUCAGAUAUGAUUGAUGACACUGUAAAUACAAUAGUGACAGAUAUGCUAGAAUGGCCGCACAGAAUCGUUGUUCCAAUUGGAGGCAUACCCAUGGAUACUAGUGAUUUGGAGCUUAAGCCACAAGGGAAGCUCAUAGUAACUGUAGUCAAGGCUAAUGGCUUGAAGAACCACGAAAUGAUUGGAAAAUCCGAUCCAUAUGCUGUUGUACAUAUACGCCCACUUUUCAAGGUUAAGACAAAAACCAUUGACAACAACCUAAAUCCUGUUUGGGAUCAGACGUUUGAGUUAAUUGCAGAAGACAAGGAGACCCAAUCCCUAUUUGUUGAGGUCUUUGAUAAAGACAAUAUUGGGCAAGACGAGCGAAUGGGUGUCACAAAGUUGCGUCUCAGUGAGCUAGUAGCUGACACUGCCAAAGAAAUUGAAUUACGAUUACUGCCAAAGUUUGAUAUGCUCAAAGUCAAAGAUAAGAAGGAUCGGGGAACUAUCACAAUAAAGGUGUUGUAUCAUGAGUUCAACAAGGAAGAGCAGUUAGCUGCUCUGGAGGCAGAGAAGGUGAUCCUAGAAGAAAGGAAGAAGCUGAAAGCAGAAGGGGUUAUCGGGAGCACAAUGGAUGCGGUUGGUUCAGGUGUCGGUAUGUUGGGCAGUGGCAUUGGGGCAGGUGUGGGGCUUGUUGGAACGGGGCUAGGUACCGGUGUAGGCAUAGUUGGAAGUGGCUUUGGAGUUGUUGGCAGUGGCCUAAGCAAAGCUGGAAAAUUUAUGGGAAGGACAUUCACUGGUGGACAUUCCAGCAGUUCAAAGAAGAAUGGUUCCUCAACUCCAGUAAACUCUGUUCAAGAAAAUGGUGGUGCAAAGCCACUCAAAAGUGAAUAGUUAUGUGAACUACAACUCAAGCUUUUUUUUCAUUUCUUAAGAACCUGUUUGAAUAAUGGAAAUUAAGUUGGUGUUGAUAGAAUGGUGAUAAAUUAUGCCCAUUUGUGAAUUUGUUUAUGGUGUUUGGUCCUGCUGAAUUGUAAGUACAUCUUAAGUUGAUAAAUUAUUUUCAUGAAAAAUUAUGUC
Solanum dulcamara is the source of this 2070-nucleotide messenger RNA. Its product is annotated as calcium-dependent lipid-binding protein-like. Bases 349 to 1884 code for a protein of 511 amino acids. The record is from RefSeq and is a predicted model, not a curated record. Gene Ontology annotation, molecular function: lipid binding. Lineage: Eukaryota; Viridiplantae; Streptophyta; Magnoliopsida; Solanales; Solanaceae. Gene Ontology annotation, cellular component: endoplasmic reticulum. The transcript is spliced from 12 exons.